AGGGGCAGCAGGGCGGGGAGGUGGCGGGGAUAACUCAAUUAUUUCCAGUUUUGGCAGCCCCAGAAUGAAACAAGCAUUAGGAGGGGUUUGGGGGAGGGGCGAGAGAGCUCCUCUGCAAAGUGAGAGUUGACUCGGGUGAAAGAGCACAGGUCUGGGGGAGGGUCCAGCUGGCUCUGGUGUCUGCGUGAGACCAGGACGUCCUUUUCUCUCUCUGGGUCUGUCCCUGUCGCUGCAGCCCAGCCAGGAGGGCAUGGCCCGGCGGCCUCAGAGCCCCCUCAGCGUCCACGCAGCCGGGUCGUCCGGUUUCGGUAACGGUGGGCUCUGGCCAGGCUUGCUCUGCCCGGGGGAGCAGACUCUCCCCAAGGCCCCUCGCCUGCCUCCCGGGGUUCGCGCCCCGGACCGGGCCUGGGGACGCUAGCGCGUCGUCGUCGGGGACCCUGCCCGGCUCUCACCUGGCUGCUCCGCUCCAUCCGCCGCCUGCGCCCCGGCGCCGUCCCGCUGGAGUUCAAGUGCAAGACCCCGCAUGCACAGACGAAGGUGUGGCCGUGGCGCCUCAGGCCCCCUGGUCUCCUUGGGAAUGAAGGUCACUGCCAUUCUCAUCAUCUUCAUCUCCUGCUUGGCGGCCCCUACCCAUAGCAGCUUCUGGCAGUUUCAGAAGAUGGUCAAACACGUCACAGGGCGCAGCGCCUUCUUCUCGUAUUAUGGAUACGGCUGCUACUGCGGGCUUGGGGGCAAAGGGAUCCCUGUGGACGACACUGACAGAUGCUGCCGGGCGCACGACUGCUGCUACGAGAAGCUGAAGGAGCUCGGCUGCCAGCCCGUGCUGAACGGCUACCAGUUCCACAUCGACAACGGGACCGUGGUCUGCGGAUGCGCCCUGGGUCCCAGCAUCGGCUGCCACUGCGGAAUGAAGGCCUGCGAGUGUGACAAGCGCUCGGUGCACUGCUUCAAAGAGAGCCUGCCCACCUACGAGAGGAACUUCAAGCAGUUCUUCUCGGGCCGGCCCCGCUGUGGCAGGCGUAAACCCCGCUGCUAGGGAGGCCGCUGAGUCUCCCUUGCCAUUCUGCACCUGCUCUAGUGUCACACCUCCAGGAAGCCUUCCCAGAUCACCCCCGGCAGACUCCAGUCCUUCCCCACCAGGGAGAAUGAAAGCCCCGCCCCCCUGAGAGCAGGUCGCCCUUCAGCAUUCUGGCCUCAGGGACUCCUUGUCAUUGGGCAUCUGAGAACGGGAGAGCAGAAGUGGCAGGAAGGAGCUUGCACCCUAGGGAGGGAGGUGGACUGCAAAUACAUGUGUGUGCAUAAAUAUAUAGAUAAGUGGCAUUCCGAUAGUAGCAAGUGCUAUAAAGCAAUAGAACAAAGGGACAGGUAGAGAGAUACAAACAGCCCCCCAUCCCAGGAAGUUUCCAGGAGGGGAGAGGCGCCGGGAUCUACCCCAAACUCUCCCUUCACCCCCACCCCAAAUCGGGAUGCAGGGCAGACUUGGGGACCAGGCCCACACCCAGCCCUAGCUGGGAACAAAGGCCCCAGAAAACAAGGUCUCAGCACCCACGCCAAGGACCCGAGGGGCACACCUGCAGUGUGCUCCUCAUUUGCUCCAGUUCUGCCCUCGGGUGGGAACAAAUGGAUGCCAUUUUCACGUCUCAGGAGACAGAGCACUGUGGAACAUUAGCGCCCUGCCACUGCUGUAUGAAUGUCACCGCCA
Microcebus murinus (gray mouse lemur) is the source of this 1702-nucleotide messenger RNA. NCBI's taxonomy places the organism in Eukaryota, Metazoa, Chordata, Mammalia, Primates, Cheirogaleidae. The record is from RefSeq and is a predicted model, not a curated record.